Salarias fasciatus (jewelled blenny) is the source of this 2175-nucleotide messenger RNA. Its product is annotated as endothelial zinc finger protein induced by tumor necrosis factor alpha-like. NCBI's taxonomy places the organism in Eukaryota, Metazoa, Chordata, Actinopteri, Blenniiformes, Blenniidae. Bases 73 to 1329 code for a protein of 418 amino acids. The record is from RefSeq and is a predicted model, not a curated record. The transcript has 5 exons.
GUUGCUAGGCUAACAGCUAACGGCUACCGGCUAAAGGGCUUCUGGCGGCGCGGUCUCCGAGCCGUGGUCGACAUGGAGUGUUUUCGGGACGGAGUGAGUUCGGCGCUGCGGCAGCUGGCCCGGGCGGUGCUGGCAGCGGUCCGGACCGGUUCCCCAAAGAGCUCUUUACAGGAGCUCAGCCCGGAAGCGGAGCAGGAGGUCUGUGCUGUGGUGGACUCGUUGGUUCUGGAUGCUGUGGAGAAGAUCCUGAAGAUGCUGGGAGAGUGGCUGGUUCCACUGCGUGCCACGCCGACAGCAGCAGAACCGGAUCCUGCAGAACCGGAUCCACCGUGUCUCAGGCCGGCAGCCGCAGAACCGGAUCCACCGGGUCUAAGGCCGACAGCAGCAGAACCGGUUCCACCAGGUGCCAGGCCGACAGCUGAAGGUGUCGGUGAAGAAGCUCGGCUCCGCUCAGAACACAUCCUGGUCUUACUUCAUCAGGCUGCUGCUGUGGAUCCGGGCUGCUGGCUGCUGGAGCUGAGGAGGGACGCCGCUGAUGAUGAGGACAGACGGCGCUCCCCGCCCGCCACAGAGGAGGCAGUCCCCGCCUCGCCCGCCCCUCCCCCCCUGGUUGAUGACCACGAGUACGCCCGCCCGCCUGGGGGCCACGCCGCGCCAAAGGGGGGCGUGGCCAGGAUAACGGCACCGGCGGCUCCUCCCGUCCGGUGCUCGCAGUGCUCCAUGCUGUUCCCCGACGCCGAGCGGCUGGCCGACCACCGGAGGCGGCGCCACCCGUCCUGCUCCGCCUGCGGCGCCGUGUUCCCCGCCGUCCCCCAGCUGCGCCGGCACCAGGCCUCUCAGCACGGCCUGCUGCCGUUCGCCUGCGAUUUCUGUCCAAAGACGUUCGACCACCGGACGCACCGCGACCUGCACGUGAAGGCGCGGCACACCGGCGAGAAGACCAGCCGCUGCGACAUCUGCGGCAAGGGCUACGCCUGCGGCGGCGCGCUCAGGGCGCACCGCGCCACGCACUUCCUCAAGGCCUUCGUCUGCGACGUGUGCGGGAAAGCCUUCCACCACGCCUGCCACCUGACGCGCCACCAGCUGCUGCACCGCGGCGAGCGCCCGCACCGCUGCGCCGCCUGCGGCAAGACCUUCCGACAGGCCGCGCACCUGCGCAGCCACCAGGACACGCACUCCAGGGACAAGCAGCUGUGCUCCGUCUGCGGCAAGAGCGUCCGCCGCCUGGACAGCCACAUCCUCCACAGACACUCGACAGACCGACCGCUGAACGGUAGACCGACCGGGACAGACCGACCGCUGAACGGUAGACCGACCGGGACAGACUGACCGCUGAUCGGUAGACCAGGACAGACCGACUGCUGACCGGUAGACCGACCGGGACAGACCGACCGCUGAACGGUAGACCGACCGGGACAGACCGACCGCUGAACGGUAGACCGACCGGGACAGACCGACCGCUGACCGGUAGACGGACCGGUACAGACUGACUGCUGACCGGUAGACUGACCGGUAGACCGACCGGAACAGGUUGACCGGUGGACCAACCAGGACAGACCGACCACUGGCCGAUAGACUGACCGGUAGACCGACCGCUGACUGGUAGACGGACCGGUACAGACUGACUGCUGACCAGUAGACCGACCGCUGACUGGUAGACGGACCGGUACAGACUGACCGCUGACCGGUAGACCGACCGCUGACUGGUAGACGGACCGGUACCGACCGCUGACUGGUAGACGGACCGGUACAGACUGACCGCUGACCGGUAGACCGACCGCUGACUGGUAGACGGACCGGUACAGACUGACUGCUGACCAGUAGAUUGACCGGUACAGACCGACCGCUGACAGGUAUAGACUGACGGGUCCAGAGGGGGCGGGGCUUCAGUUUUUCAGUAAAGAGCCUGAUUGUGUUUUCGUGUUGCAGCUGCUGAAUAAUCCCAACUAAUCUGCAGGUUCAUCAUUAAUAAAGUCAUCCAGAGGGGCACAACAAGCUAAUCUGUUCCAGAGUAAUCUGAUUACAUGUGUAAUCUCAGUUUAAACUGCUCAUCAGGGGCGCGCACACACACACACACACACACACACUGACUGCUGUGCUCAGCUGGUAAACACCAACCAGACAGAUUGACGCUGCAGUAAAUCCAGUUGUUUACAAGAGUACCGGUGAUUUAUG